CAAAUUUGCUUUUGACAAUUCAAAAGCAAAACAAAAGAAAAUGAAAUGGCUGAGGCUGCGGAAAAGAAAAAAUAUACGCUAAUAACAAAAUCGCAAUUGAAAUGGUAUGUUCAAUUCGUUAAAAAUAACCCGCUAAUUAUUAGUGGCAAAAAUACACCAUCAGACCCACAAGCUCAGAAAAGAUUGUGGAAUGAAGUUGCCAGGAAUCUCAACGCAAUGUAUGGGCCUGAUAAAACCCCGGAAAAGUGGAAAGAGAUGACAGAGAACCAAACCGAACCGCCUAAGGUAGAUGUGGCUCCUGAAAGCGAUAUGAAGAAAACUCAAAAUCAACAAGGCUUUAUCACAUAUCCAUCUCUAAAAACAUCGUCCAACAGAAUAUCACCUAGGAAAACCCAAUAUGUUUCUAUGGGAAACACAUCUAACGCCUCUACCAUAUACCCUGGAAGAAUGAGCCAAAAGGAUCGACGAUUAUUAAAAAUGAUAUUAGUUAUUUUUAUAUCUUUUCUUUUCUGUCAUUUGCCUAUAACUAUCACAAAAAUUUGGAAGGGCGCCACAGUGUUUCAUAUUGUUAAUAUAAGUGGAUAUUUACUUAUUUAUUUAACAACCUGUAUAAAUCCCCUCAUAUAUGUCUUCAUGUCCAAUGAAUACAGACAAGCAUAUUGGAAUUUACUGCGAUGUCGACAGAAAGCAUGAAUCGCCAAUGCUAUCCAGUUUUGGUAUAACUUAUGGUUAAUUUACAAGAGUUUUACAUAUACACAUGUGUUUUGCAUAUACAUACACAUUUUUUUAAGCAUCAAUUCACUUCACCAUUGUCAAAAACACAUUCUUAAUUCAAAGAUACUCCAACUAUAAGUAAGUACAUACAUAUCCAGGGCUGCCAAUUUAGCUCUUUUCCCGUCAAAUCUGGCUUUUUCGAAGUCCAUUUAGCGGCAGGAAAUUAGAAAUUGCGGGGAGGGGGAAAUCCAGCUUUUUGAGAAAUUUUUUGACGGAUUUUUAGCUUUUUCCCUUAUACAAUAUAGUACAUACAUA
Rhagoletis pomonella (apple maggot) is the source of this 1029-nucleotide messenger RNA. RefSeq names its product cholecystokinin receptor-like. Lineage: Eukaryota; Metazoa; Arthropoda; Insecta; Diptera; Tephritidae. Bases 46 to 693 code for a protein of 215 amino acids. Gene Ontology annotation, biological process: G protein-coupled receptor signaling pathway. Gene Ontology annotation, cellular component: membrane. The record is from RefSeq and is a predicted model, not a curated record. The transcript is spliced from 4 exons. Gene Ontology annotation, molecular function: G protein-coupled receptor activity.